CUCUGCUCUCUUGGUGCGAAACCAUCAAUGCAAGUGUUCUGAGAAACGAAAACAAAUGUGAUGCCGCAAGAAACACGUCUACUCUCUCAAAUCUCGACCUCACCAACGGACAUUGGACAUACCCUUUAUCCCGCACAUGACUUGAACAUGUAAACCCCUCGUCUUCCGUCCCCUCGGCCCCCCUCGCAAUCCCCGCCCCGGAUUUAUGUGUCCCCGCGGGGCAUGCCGUUCGAACGGCGCGCUUCCCCUUAUCAGCCAACCGAUCCCCCAAGGUCUCUUUCCCUUGCCCCGCACCUCACUCUCCUCCUCCUUUUCCCCUAGCCCAUCUUGAGCGAGUUCCCACCUCCUUGGAGCGAUCAUCCCUCCUCCCUUGAGCGAAUUAUUCAUCCUCCCCAAUUCCCAGCAUGACUGCCACACUUCUCUCGCAGAUCCGCAACACGGUCGUCGUCGAUGUCGACUCGAUGGACCCCACCGUCGCGGAGCGCCAUUCGCAGAAUGGCGCGGCGAAGUUCGCGGAUAUGACCUCGAACCAGGCUAUAACCUUUGGGCAAGUCACUCGCCCCGAACGCGCCGACCUCGUCAAACAAGCCAUCGAGUACGUUCUCUCGAAGGGGACUACACGCGACGCCCCCACCUUCGCCUCAGAUGUCAUCGAUGUCGCCACAGUUCUCCUCGCCAAAGCCGUCUACCCCUACCUCACAGGCAAUGUCCACGCCCAAACCUCGCCCUCCACCGCCUACGAUACCGCCGCGACCGUCGCGCACGCUAAAAAGCUCGUCUCCCUCUUUGCCGACGUCGUCGGCAUCCCGAAAGAGCGCGUGUGCAUCAAGAUCCCCGUGUCGGCGGAAAGCGCGGUGGCAUGCGCGGAGCUGAAGAAGGAGGGGAUCCAGACGCUGGGGACAUGUCUGUUCUCGCUAGACCAGGCGCUGGCAGCUCAUCAGGCGGGCUGCACGUACGUCGCGCCGUACUUCAAUGAGCUCCGUGUCCACUUCGAGCCCUCCACCUGGCGCGAGUUCGCCGACCCGGCGACCGAGCACCCCAUGUCGGGCGUCAUCCUCACCGUGCUCGACGCGUACAAGAAGAUCGGCUCGAAGACGCUCGUCAUGCCCGCGAGCAUCGUCACUGCGAAAGAGGCCACCGCCCUCGCCUCCCUCCGCCCGCACCACCUCACCAUCUCCGGCGCCGUGCUCGACCAGCUCGCCGCCCUCCCUGAGGUGCCCGCAGAACGCCUUGCGCCGCCCCCUGCGCCCAAAUACUCGGAGGAGGGUUUUGCUACCGACUACCUCGCCUCCUCCGGCGCCGCGCUCAAGGCCGCGCUUGCCACGGACGCCGAGUCGACACGCAAGCUCGAUGACGCGCUCAAGCUGUUCGACGACUGCGAACGGCAGACAAAGGAGUUCGUUUUGGCUUUCAAGGUGUAGCCAUGGAGAUGUCGUCUAUUAUAUAUUGAUUGUGCAACUUGAGGAAACGGAGUAGAAGAUUGAUGGGCUCGCGGUAGUCGAAGAUUGACGAGCUCCCAAUGUACAAUAAGUAUACCUCAGCACAAAUCUACCAACUCAUCCUGUGUCCGGUCAACGAUGCGGAGCGGCUGGAUGGUGAGUGGUCUCGAAGCUAAGUAUAGCAAUAAGCUG
Molecule: messenger RNA, 1631 nt
Organism: Schizophyllum commune H4-8
Lineage: Eukaryota; Fungi; Basidiomycota; Agaricomycetes; Agaricales; Schizophyllaceae
Product: aldolase
Exons: 5
Coding region: 405-1421 (338 amino acids)
Biological process (GO): pentose-phosphate shunt, non-oxidative branch; carbohydrate metabolic process
Cellular component (GO): intracellular anatomical structure
Molecular function (GO): transaldolase activity
Source: RefSeq, a predicted model, not a curated record